UUGAUUUUUUGUUAAUCUUUGGUGUUUACAUGGUUCCACGAGAUCUUCAGUUACAACUGUGAACUGUUUAUGUUUAAAUAUAGGCGUAAGCAGUAUGUGGCUGCCAUUUUUGACGUAAUAUUAUAAUAGAGAAAAAAAUGUGGGUGCGUAUGCUUAUGUUCCCGAGAGCAGGUUUGGAGAACUUCUUGUGGGUGCAUGUGUGCUGGUCCUAAUUGCUGUUGCUGAUAAACAUGAACUGUAUUUAGUGUAACGUCAGUAAAUAGAAGUGGUCACUAUUACGUUGAGCUGCUGCUCUCAGGAAACAAAAAACAGAAGGUGUGUAGAUGGCAAAAUGGAGGAGAAGCAAGUGUGUUACUCUGCUUCAGAGAGCGUGGUGGAGAACUUCCUCUUCGUGAGCCGCACAGGUGUGAAAGAAGAACCCAAGGAAGCUACAGAUGAAGAGUUGGCGCCACAUUGGGCGACUUGCAGCCAAUGAUGAGGGUGAAACGAUGAUGAGGACAACACAACACCCAGUCCAUGAGUAGAGAAAGUCUCCAAACCGGCCAGGAAUGGAGCCCUGGCCCAUUGCAUGGGAGGUUGGCACUUUGAAGCAGCUUUUUGUACCAGUGUGAGGUGCAUAGUAAAGAGAAAAUGGAUGAAGUUGGCACUUUUGAAGAGAUUUCCAUCCCCGAUUGGAAUGUGCAUAUUAAGCAGGAGGUGGAUGAGACUGAUGCAUCCACUUUGGCUCGUGUUCUUGAGCGAGAUCCACUUCGGGGAGAAGAGCAAGAGCACUUGGCAUCUGAGAAUGAUUAUCUUGAUGAGUGUGACCCUUUGAAGAUUGAAGAUGAGAUGGAGGUAGCUCCAGAAGGGUGUGCACCAGGCAGUACACGGUUGAAAUCUGCUGUCGGCAAGGUUGGAAGAACUAUGUUACAAGAAAAUUGUCUGCAUGGAGUUACUAUUCGUAAGUUGGAGAUUGCUGCUAAGAAAUCGGCAUCCAUUACUUUGUCUGGUACCGUGAAGAAACUAUCAUUAAUACAUACUGACAAUAGACCGCAUAAAUGUUAUGUUUGUGGAAAGAGUUUUAAAGUAUCUGGGGAUCUCAACAGGCACUGUUUAAUACAUACUGGUGAUCGGCAACACAAAUGUACUGUUUGUGGCAAAUCCUUUACUCAAUUCAGUAACCUGAGGAGGCAUAACUCAGUACAUACCGGCGAGAGUCCACACAAAUGUGGCAUGUGUGGAAAAUCGUUUACUAGGUCUGCAGGACUUAAGAAGCAUUAUCUACUACAUUCAGGUGAGAAGCCACACAAGUGUGACCUGUGUGGCAAAACGUUUAGUAUGUCUGACGGACUCAGGACACAUAAAUUAAUACAUACUGCUGAAAAAGUGUACAAAUGUGAAGUUGGUGCGAAACGUUUCUUAAGGGCUGGUGAACUGAAACAGCAUAUACUAGUACAUACUGGAGAGAGGCCAUACAAAUGUACUGUUUGUGGAAAAUCAUUUGCCGAGUCUGGAAAUCUCGGAAGGCACGUAUUAACACAUACUGGCGAGAAACGACACAAAUGUCUCGUCUGUGGAAAAUCCUUUACUGUGUCUAGUCAACUUAAAAGGCAUUCGCUAAUACAUGCUGAAUAAAGUCUGUACUGAUAUUGUGUUUGUUGAUGAGAUUUAGUUAGCAUUGGUAGUCUUCAGUGCUAUGUAGUUGUUGGGGCACAGGAAAAUGUCGGGAAUUUGAUUUUUGUAAAAAUAUUGUUUCCUGUCUGACUGAAGUUCAAUGCAGUUUUUUACAAGGGAUACACGCUCUACAAAAGCAUGACACUGAGUUAAACCAUUUCACUAAUCACCAAGCUGCACAUUCUGCAGAGAGGCCACACAUGUAGUAGUGUUUGUUGCACCUCUUAUCAAUUUCUCAUGGCCCACAUUGUUAUUGAAACCAACUGUGUAUAUAUAUUCUGUAUUGAGCCCAAAGUUUUAUAUGAUAAAGCAGUUCUAAUUAAUACAAGGGGCUCAGAGAUCUCAUUGUAUGAAAUAUGUUUACUUGAGGCAACUUAAUUGUAUGUUUUUAACAGUGUACACUGAAAUACACCUGUAUCAUAAUAAAGUGGAAAUUUGUAAAUCUGUGUCUGUUCAGAAAUCAUAAUGUGUGAUGUCUUCAAAUUUUACUGUUGGUAGAAUUACAGA
This is a messenger RNA of Schistocerca americana (American grasshopper), 2160 nucleotides long. RefSeq names its product zinc finger protein 724-like. Gene Ontology annotation, cellular component: nucleus. The record is from RefSeq and is a predicted model, not a curated record. Gene Ontology annotation, biological process: regulation of transcription by RNA polymerase II. Bases 631 to 1614 code for a protein of 327 amino acids. Lineage: Eukaryota; Metazoa; Arthropoda; Insecta; Orthoptera; Acrididae. Gene Ontology annotation, molecular function: DNA-binding transcription activator activity, RNA polymerase II-specific; RNA polymerase II cis-regulatory region sequence-specific DNA binding. The transcript has 10 exons.